AUGUGUCUUGCCUUUCUGUAUUUGAGCGCGACUGACUUUUCUAUAGCACACCCAAACCCGACUGGCCUAGGUUGGGUGGAUGGGACGGGCCUGGGACAUCUCAACACACGACUAGACACACUAGACCAAACACCCAAACGCGACUGGCCUCGGUUGGGUGGAUGGGAUGGGCCUGGGAAAUCUCGACACACGACUAGACACAGUAGACCAACCUGUGAGUACUUCCCUGAUGAGCUCCUGAUCAUACUGGCUGACUGCACAGAACACCCAAACGCGACUGGCCUCGGUUGGGCGGAUGGGAUGGGCCAGGGUAUCGACACUGAAUUAUCAUAUUUUGUAGACCAAACACCCACACGCGACAGGCCUCGGUUGGGCGGAUGGGACGGGCCUGGGACAACAACACACCACACACGACACAGCGCGACAACACUUCUGGCCCACGGUAGGGUGGCAGGGACGGGCCUGGGACAACAGAGAACAACACGACAACACAACACAGACUCAUACGGGUCUGGCCUCAUGGUUGGGUGGAUGGGACGGGCCUGGAAGACCCUAUUAUAUACACUUACUUCUAUAUACGACACAGCGCGACAACACUUCUGGCCUCAUGGAUGGGUGGAUGGGACGGGCCUGGAAGACUAUAUUAUAUAUACCUGCUCGGUUUCAACACAGGGGCUUACAGCUUCAGCAACAAACCAGGCCCUGGUUGGGUGGCAGGGACGGGCCUGGGCUAUUCGACGCAGUUUAGCUGUCGACAUUGGACACAAAGCAGAGUCAUACCAGCUGCCACAUCUGGACGUGACGGACUUUGUACAGUCUUCUUGA
Messenger RNA from Aspergillus eucalypticola CBS 122712, 825 nucleotides. RefSeq lists its product as uncharacterized. The transcript is spliced from 8 exons. Bases 1 to 825 code for a protein of 274 amino acids. The record is from RefSeq and is a predicted model, not a curated record. Lineage: Eukaryota; Fungi; Ascomycota; Eurotiomycetes; Eurotiales; Aspergillaceae.